Molecule: messenger RNA, 1862 nt
Organism: Dacryopinax primogenitus
Lineage: Eukaryota; Fungi; Basidiomycota; Dacrymycetes; Dacrymycetales; Dacrymycetaceae
Product: translation initiation factor eIF-3 subunit D
Exons: 5
Coding region: 25-1770 (581 amino acids)
Biological process (GO): translational initiation
Cellular component (GO): eukaryotic translation initiation factor 3 complex; cytoplasm
Molecular function (GO): translation initiation factor activity
Source: RefSeq, a predicted model, not a curated record
AAUUAUCAGAAAAAGUACAUCAAGAUGGCUGCAGAAACUCCUUCAUUCGUACUGCCGGAAAUGCAGGACAAUCCUGAUGGAUCGUGGGGGCCAUCGACGUCCCAAAUCCCUACGCAGUACAAGGACAUCCCUUACGCUCCCUACUCCAAGUCGGACAAGAUAGGUCGCUUCGCCGACUGGAACGAGAUCGAAGCUCGCGGGACGACGCGUGAUGGCGGAGCUGCCGCUGGUGCCCGGCAAACUCGCCGGUACCGUGAAGGCCCAGCGGCGUACGGCGCCGGCGGUCCUUCCGCGUUCUCCUACACGCAUGCAGAGGAUGAUGCCUCGUUUUCCCUCGUGGAUAAUAAGAAUGUUCCUGCGAAGCGGGCCGGAAGUGCAUUUAACAGGGGCGGUGGACGGGGCGGGCCAAUGCGUAACCAGGUCGGGCAGAGAGGGCAACCUGCCCAGCGCGGCGGCUCCCAGCAGCGUGGAGGGGGCGGAUACGCUGGUGGAAGGGGCGGUAAUAGGGACUACAUUGGUCGUGGUGGUAUGAGGCUCGGCAGGAGGGGAUGGAGAGACUGGGAGAAGCCUGGCAGGUCCAGGGAGAGCUCUAUCCCUAUCGGCCCAACGUGGAACCUCCUUGAGGAGAUCGACUUUUCCAGGUUGGCUAAGUUGAGGCUUGACGUUGAUACGUCGUCCACCAUCGGCACCUACGGCAAAUUGCACUGCUACGACCGUACGUUUGACCGCAUCUCCACCAAGACCGAGCGCGCGCUGCAGAUCGGCAACAAGAUCAGGUAUUAUUCCACGACGUCUGAUGACCCGGUCAUCCAAGAGCUCGCUGCCAAGGAUACGGCGACGGUCUUCGCGACGGAUGCGAUCAUCUCUCUUCUCAUGUGCGCGUCGCGCUCUGUUUACCCCUGGGACCUCAUCAUCAACCGCGAGGGAAACAAACUCUUCUUCGAUAAGCGCGAUGGCGGUGGGUUCGACACCAUCAGUGUGAACGAGAAUGCGGCAGACCCGCCUGCAGAGAAAGAGAACAAGGACGACAUCAACAACCCUGCCGAUCUGGCGCUGGAGGCGACGUAUGUCAACCACAACUUUUCGUUCCAGGUCGUCAAGGAGGACCAGCAGCUUGCGUUGGACCACCCGAAUCCCUUCUACGGGCCGGAGGAGACGGAUCCUCUCGCUUCCUGUGGUUAUAGGUACAAGACGUUCGACAUGUCCGUCAAUGAUGAAGAAGACGUCAAGCUCUGCCUGCGCACGGAAGCCGAUGCGUUCCUCCCUAAUUCCCAGGGCGGAAAGAACGAUCUCGUCAGCAUCAAGACACUGUUUGAAUUCGAUUCGCGUGCGCAGGGUGCAGGCGGUGCCCCCGACUGGAGGACGAAGCUCGACAGCCAGCGCGGUGCGGUCAUGGCCACUGAGAUGAAGAACAACAGCUUCAAACUUUCUCGCUGGGCCGUGCAGGCUGUCCUUGCCGGAGCGGAGUCGAUGAAGAUCGGCUUCAUCUCUCGCGCUUCUCCCCGCGAUAACACGCGUCAUAUCAUUCUCGGCUCGGCAACAAUGCGCCCUAUGGACUUUGCAGGACAGCUGAACAUGUCCAUGGCGAACGGCUGGGGGAUCGUGAGGACCAUCACGGACUUGUGUAUGAAGCAGCCCGAUGGUAAGUAUAUCCUCGUGAGGGACCCAAACAAGCCUGUCAUCCGCCUCUAUGCUGUGCCGGAGAACACUCUUACUGGUGAAGACGGUGAGGAAGAAGGGGAGAAGAUCGACGAGAACGAUGAGGAGUAGUCCUAUCGCAACUGAGUACCAAAAUGUGCUUAGGGAUACGAGUUUCAUUACAACAGUAGGUAGUCUACGUCUGCGACGAUAGCAGUAUCUCA